AAAGGAGCGCGAGGAGGAGCACACGCACACACUCACACACAGCACGCGCUCCCGGUCUGCCCGUCGGGUCGUUAAUGACCGCUCACCGGCCGGACUCCGCUCGAACCCCCCAGGUGCCUGUGGAGACACAUCGUUGCCCCGUUACUGCCUGAAUCCCGGUGGGAUCCUCGUUGACCGUCGUUGCUCCCCCCGUCAGCUCCUGUUCUCCUCCUGCUCUUCCUUCAUACCCCUCUCUCCUCCCCCUUCAGAAAGGAGAAAAAAACAAAACAAAACAAAAAGAAAAAGUGCUCCCCUCCUACUGUGUGUCUCCCUGUCUCGGGCUUAUUGCUCAAACCCUCUGAAGAGAGCAACACAGUCGCUGGCAAAGGAUGAAGCGGGUCUGCUUGCCAACGCCAGACAGAGGAUAGAAGACACAAAAGGCCUAGCGAAGUGUAGAGAGACUGCGAGCGGGACUGAGAGGACAACUAGAGCACAGUGCCACUACAAAACAGAGGGAAGCAACAACAAUCAAGAUGCUGCGCCGAAGGAAAGACACAAGUUUCACUUGAGCGUCAUGAGGUAGCGAGGACCUACAAGCAUUUCCAACUGUGGACCUCUUUUAUUUUUCUCACCGCCCCCCACAAACCUCCGGCUUACCAAACUGUACUUGGAGACGUCUGCUAUGCCUGUGUGAGUAGAGUUAGUAGCCAUGCCAGCCAAGGGAAAGUACCUGUUGAAUGAGCAGGAGCUGAAAAAUGAGGCGCUGUACCGCAAGUUUUCCUGCAUCAGCCAGUAUCAGCCGCUGGUGCUCCUGCUGGGCCUCUCCAUGCUCUCCUGUGGAAUCCUCCUCAUCCUCUUCUUCGCCCUUCGACUGAGAGCAGAGGAACAUUGUGCCUUUGUGAGCGUGGUGAGCGGCAGCCUGUGUGUGUUCCUGGCCGUGUUUGUGCUGGUGUGCACAGACAUGCUCUCGCAGCGAUGGAGGGGCGUGCUCGGCCUGCUCGUCUGGGCCACACACCUCACCCUGGGGUACACCUUCAUCUUCAACGGCCCCGUGGUCUUGCCUUGGGACCAGGUGCCUUUUUUCCUCUUCAUCAUCUUCACGGUGUACACCAUGCUGCCGUUCCAGCUGUGGUACGCCGUGGUGUUGAGUGUCAUUUCCUCCCUGUCCCACAUACUGGCCCUCACGCUCCGCCUCACGCUGUACAGCAGUGAGACCCGUCCCUAUCUCGCCCACCAGCUGCUGUCCAAUGCGGUGGUGUUUCUGUGUGGCAGUGUGGUGGGGGCCUUCCAUAAGGUCCUGAUGGAGAAAACCCUGCGGCAGACUUUCCAGGACACUCUGCGGUGCCUCAGCAUGCGGAUGAAGCUGGAGAUAGAAAAGCGGCAGCAGGAGAACUUGCUGCAGUCUGUCCUGCCGGUGUACAUCUCCAUGAAGAUGAAACUGGCCAUCAUGGAACGCUUGCAAGACUGCAAGGACAAAGAAGAGCAACAGCGGCUGGUCAAGGACAACAACUUCCACAGUCUCUACGUAAAGAGGCACGAGAAUGUCAGUAUUCUCUAUGCUGACAUUGUUGGCUUCACGCGGCUGGCCAGUGACUGUUCUCCCAAAGAGCUCGUCAUUAUGCUCAAUGAAUUGUUCGGCAAGUUUGACCAAAUCGCCAAGGAAAACGAAUGCAUGAGGAUAAAGAUCCUGGGAGACUGUUACUACUGUGUGUCUGGGCUGCCGGUCUCACUUCCUAAACAUGCCAAGAACUGUGUCAAGAUGGGCCUUGACAUGUGUGAAGCCAUCAAGCAGGUUCACGAUGCCACGUCAGUGGAAAUCAACAUGCGGGUGGGCGUCCACUCCGGCAACGUCCUCUGCGGCGUGAUCGGCCUCCGCAAGUGGCAGUUCGACGUGUGGUCACAUGACGUCACGCUGGCCAAUCACAUGGAGUCGGGAGGGCUCCCGGGACGUGUCCACAUCACAGAGGCAACUCUGAAGCAUCUCAACAAAGCGUACGAAGUGGAAGAGGGCAACGGCCACCUCAGAGACCCCUACCUGAAAGAGCUCAAUAUCCGGACCUACUUAGUCAUUGAUCCACGGUCUAAAGACCCUUCGCUGAACACCCGCUCAGCGCCCAAGCCUCGGCUGAACGACGGCCUGAAGAUGCGGGCGUCAGUGCGAAUGACGCGUUACCUUGAAUCCUGGGGCGCCGUCAAACCUUUUGCUCACCUCCAGAGCCGAGAGGGUUUCACUCCGGACGCCAUCAUCAACGGCAAGCCGAGUUUCAAGGACAUUCCGCUGCGACCAGCCCCCGUUUCCAGUAAUCCUGACAGGAACAAAUCCCAGAAGAGCAGGUUUGACGAGGAGCUCCAUAAUGAGAUGACCACAACCAUAGACGAGCUCAGCAGCAAGCAGUGGUCCAAGUCUGAAGAAAGUAGCAGUUUAGCGCUGUGGUUUCCAAAGAAAGACCUGGAAAAACAGUACCGAGCCCUGGACUUACCGAUGUUCAAGCACUACGUCGGCUGCGCCACUUUCAUCUUCCUCUGUAUCUUCUCGGUGCAGAUGUUCAUCACAAAAGAUCGACAGAUGCUGGGGAUGUCGUUCGGAGUCCUGGUUUGCGUGCUGCUGCUGACCCUCUCCAUCUGUUUCGCAGGUCACCUACAGCGCCUGUUCCCGGAGAAGCUGUCGAGGUGCCAGUGGCUGCCGGCCGUGUCGGAGGCGGUGGUUAAGCGGCCGUGCGUGCGCCUCCCCCUCGCCACCAUCACCACCGCAGCCAUCAUUAUCUUAGCUGUGUUUAACCUGUGCUUCGUCCAGACAGGUGUCAGUGAGGAUCGGGAUGACCUCUUCUGUCUGCCUUAUUCGGUCUACUGCUGCAUCUUGUCCCUGAUCGCAUGCGGGGUUUUCCUUCGCGUCAGCUUCGAGCUCAAAGUGCUCUUCCUCACGGUGGCCUCCGCAGCGUACUACGUCCUCAUCCUCAGCACCAAGAGGGAGCACUUUGUGGCUUACGGGAAUUUCCUGGACGGUCGGAUCAACAGCAGCUCCAACUACAGCAGCUGUGAAGACGAGUCCAUCCUCAGAUGUUUAGGGCUGGUAAAGCACCCCCAGAUCAUGAGCUGCAUCUACAUCACUCUGUUUCUGAUCACCAUGCUCAUCAUCGCACAGCAGAACGAGUCCUGCUUCCGCCAGGACUUCCUCCUGAAGUACAAGAACCGCACGGAGCAGGACGAGAUCGAGACGAGGGAGAACCUGAACCGGCUGCUGCUGGAGAACGUGCUGCCGGCGCACGUGGCCUCGCUGUUUGUCGGAGAGAAUAAGAAGAACGAGGAUCUGUACUACAAGUCCUACGACUGUGUGUGUGUGAUGUUCGCCUCGGUGCCGGAUUUCAAAGAGUUUUACACGGAGUGCGACAUCAACAAGGAGGGCCUGGAGUGUCUGAGGCUGCUCAACGAAAUCAUCGCCGACUUUGACGAGCUGCUGUCCAAACCAAAGUUCAGCGGCGUGGAGAAGAUCAAGACGAUCGGCAGCACUUACAUGGCCGCCGCGGGGCUCAGCGGGACGCCCGGUCAGGAGAACAAUCAGGACGAGGAGCGGCAGCAGGCGCAGAUCGGCAUCAUGGUGGAGUUCGCCAUCGCUCUGAUGGGCAAGCUGGACGGCAUCAACAGACACUCCUUCAACAGCUUCAGGCUCCGAGUGGGUAUUAAUCAUGGCCCGGUGAUAGCCGGAGUGAUCGGAGCGAGGAAGCCUCAGUAUGACAUCUGGGGAAACACGGUCAACGUGGCCAGCCGGAUGGAGAGCACCGGCGAGCUGGGAAAGAUCCAGGUGACGAUGGAAACGUCGGCCGUGCUGAAGAACCUGGGCUACUCCUGCGAGUGUCGGGGAUUCAUCAACGUGAAGGGCAAAGGGGAGCUGAAAACCUUCUUCGUGUGCACCGACAUGAGCAAGCAGCAAGGCAUGGGUCUGAGCUGAGGCCCGCCGACGGGAGCGGAGACGGACUCCCGCACACAAAGUCCAGAGUUUACAGACUGUUGCACGCCGCCCGGCGUCGACCCGACGGGACGGACUGCGGUGUGUUCCCGCCACGUCGCUGGCUUUAGAGGACGGGCUCCUCCGCUGUACGCUGGACGCCACAUUUAACGUGUUGCGCCGAUCACGUGACGGCGGCUCCGAGGGGAAUGAAUGGUCAGUAUGUAACAACCACCCUCUUGUUCGAACGCUCUUUCGCGUCCAGUGAUUUAGUCACUUUUGUACUUUUGUUCUGUCUCUUAACUCAAUGUGAUAGAAAAGUGUGUAUUGUACUAAUGCCAAACACAGUUGUUAUUUUAUAAGGCCUGCUGGGUUAAAAGAGAAACGAUGGAUUCUGUUCGGAUCAUAGUUUGAAAGGCUGUGCGAGACGUGAUUGUUCCUCUGCUGUUACUGUGUAAUGAGCAGGACAGAUUCGAAGUGUUUUAAUGUCACAGACAGGAGAUGGACUGAGGUCUCCCUCCUUCCUGAGAACAACAGGCCGAGCUACAAACCCCGAUGAGGAGGACCUCAGCCGGAAGGACUCGGGAUGUGUUUUUGGUUCUGCUCAUUCUAACAGUCGUCUUUAUUAGGAAAUAGAUAAAUCAGUGUGCUGUAUGUACGCCGUCUCUUUAAAGUUUACUCGGCUUGGAUAAGAAGUCUGUCCUCAGUGUCCUUUCUGCUGCCUGUCUGCAUAUAUGCUGCAAUGAGGGGAAACCCGUGGCGCUCUCGUCAGUGUCCUGUGAAUGUUUUUAACGGCUUCGGCUCAGACGACCACCAGACCCGACCCCGACUGCUCUCUGUGCCUCUGAAACUUGAUUUGUCUCGUGGCCUUAUCUCCUGAGAUCAACAUCUUGUCAUUGUGGCUACAUAAUAAUAACAUUAAUAAUACUGUAUUUGGCCUUUCCGUGAACAAACGUCAGACUUUUUGUACAGUUGCAGAAUGUA
Salarias fasciatus (jewelled blenny) is the source of this 4906-nucleotide messenger RNA. RefSeq names its product adenylate cyclase 7 (gene adcy7). Gene Ontology annotation, biological process: intracellular signal transduction; cAMP biosynthetic process; adenylate cyclase-activating G protein-coupled receptor signaling pathway. The transcript has 26 exons. The record is from RefSeq and is a predicted model, not a curated record. Gene Ontology annotation, molecular function: adenylate cyclase activity. Gene Ontology annotation, cellular component: plasma membrane. The coding region runs from base 689 to 3925 and encodes 1078 amino acids. Lineage: Eukaryota; Metazoa; Chordata; Actinopteri; Blenniiformes; Blenniidae.